GCCUCCUGGGGUCGGCAUAAUAAAAAUAGCCGUUCGCUGCUGUUAUGGGUCAUUGACGCGCGUUUGGUGCCGCUGAACCAUGCACCCCUUAAGUGUAAAGCACGCGAGCAGCCGCGACUGGCUGUAUCCCGCUCUAAUAUUGAUCAACACGCUGAACGGUCCCGGCUUCGUCGUGCUCGCGGAGGCCGGCCGGCAGGCCGGGGCGCUCGGCGCGGUGCUCCUCGUCGCGGCGUUCGCGCUGCUCGCGACCUUCUCCGCUCGCCGCGCCUGCGCCGUCGCCCGCGAGGCCGAGGCGCACAAGAUCGAGGGCGGCGGCGCCGACCUGGCGGGGCCGUGCCGCACGCUCUGGGGCGGGCGCGGGGCCCGGGUCGCGGCGGCCGCCUGCGCCACGGCCCUCCUGGCCUGCGCCGUGGCGCAGAUCGUCCUGUGCGUCCAGCUCGCCGACGCGCUGGAGGAGGCGCUGGUCGGGCGGCGCUGCGGCGUCGUGGUGCGGCUGCCGUCCCUCGAGCUGACCGGCAAGGCGGCGCUCUUCUACGCGGGCUGCCGGCCGGCGGCCGAGCCGCUCCCGGCGCCGGCCCUGGAGGCGUCCGUCGGCGUGCUGCUGACGCUCGCCCUCGCGCGGCUGGCCCGCCGGGCCGAGGGGCCGCGGACGCAGGGCGUGGGCUUCGCGUGCUUCUGCCUCGGCGCCUGGCGCUGGGGCGCGUACCUCCGGCGCGAGACGGUCGCGGACCGGGCCGUGGCCUGGCUGGGCCCGAGCCCGCUCGCGGCGGCCCCGGCCGUGUGCUUCAACUUCGCGUGCGUGCUCGCGGUGCCGCCGCUGGCCCUGCGGGGCCGGGCCGAGGCCGCCGCGCGGGGCGCGGGCGCCGCGUGCCUGUUCAUGGCCCUGGCCUACGCGGCCGUGGCCGUCCUCGGCGCGGGCGGCGCGCCGACGGCGCCGUCGGCCGACGCGCUGCUGGCGACCGGGCGCGCGUCCGACCUGGCCGCCGUGUUCUUCCUCUUCGUGUCGCAGCUGGCGGCGAUCCCCACCUACCUCGCGGGCGCCGACGGCCUGAUCAAGGCGCACCUCGUCGCGGCGGACGCGCGCCGCGCCGACGCGCUGGCGGCGGCGGCGGCGUGGGGCCUCGCCAUCGCCGCGCACGAGUCCGAGCUGUUCGUCUCGAUCGUCGACUGGACGUCCCUCCUCCUGCUGGGCUUCACGAACUUCUCGCUGCCGCUCGUGCUGGACGUGGCCUGGGGCCACCCCGGGCUGGCGGGCGAGGCGUGCCCCGUCGCGCUGCGGCGGCUGUCGCGCGCGCUGGCGUCGCUCACGGUCGCGGGCUUCGCGGCCCUCGUGUGCCGCGAGGCCGGCGCGCCGUGGUUCGUCGUCGCGGCCGUCGCCGGCGCGGCCGCGGGGAGCCCCCUGCCGGCGGGGCGGAUGCCGCGGUCGGACUCCAGGGACUCCGUCGUGUAG
Messenger RNA from Pelagomonas calceolata, 1450 nucleotides. The record is from the annotation of a GenBank genome assembly. NCBI's taxonomy places the organism in Eukaryota, Pelagophyceae, Pelagomonadales, Pelagomonadaceae.